Heterobasidion irregulare TC 32-1 is the source of this 633-nucleotide messenger RNA. RefSeq lists its product as uncharacterized. Gene Ontology annotation, cellular component: ribonucleoprotein complex. The transcript is spliced from 3 exons. The coding region runs from base 1 to 633 and encodes 210 amino acids. NCBI's taxonomy places the organism in Eukaryota, Fungi, Basidiomycota, Agaricomycetes, Russulales, Bondarzewiaceae. Gene Ontology annotation, molecular function: RNA binding. The record is from RefSeq and is a predicted model, not a curated record.
AUGAGCAUCGCUAUCUCGUGGCCAUGGAUCAUCGUCGAUCCCAAAGAGCAGGUUGACAAGGACUGCAUGCACAUUUUUGAAAAAAUGACGGAUACUCAGGGCAUGCAUAACGGCUACGGCUUCAUGCGCUUCGACGUCGCUCAAACGGCAGAACUAUUGCAUCGACUGGUCUACACCGUAGUCCCGUCCGACUCAGCCAAAAUUCCCAAAUCCCAUCGCGUAGGCGCAAAGGUAGCGCGGCGCCUUAUACAUGCGGAACAAGAUCGCCAGGUCCUCAAGGACGCGGUGAAAUCCGAGUUCACGACCGUCUUCGUCGGGGGGCUCGAUCCUAACGUGACCAGAGAUGAGUUGAGGGCGAGCUUUAAACAAUACGGCAGAAUCACCUCCAUCAACAUCCCACGAGACCCCGAGAGCGGAAGCGGCAAAGGCUUUGGGUUUGUAAAAUUCCUUGAGCACGCAGACGCUCUCGAGGCGGUCAAGGGAGCGAAUGGAACAGUGUUGAAAGGUCAGUUGUUGAAGGUGUCUCCUUCGCAGAAGAAAGAGGACCGCCAGGCGUCCCUAGCAGUGGGAUACACACAGGCUAGAGAGGAUAUCCGCAAGAAAGACACAAAGCAGGCGAAACGUCUGGCUUAA